Conger conger (European conger) is the source of this 7411-nucleotide messenger RNA. RefSeq names its product serine/threonine-protein kinase MRCK beta-like. The record is from RefSeq and is a predicted model, not a curated record. Bases 644 to 5752 code for a protein of 1702 amino acids. Gene Ontology annotation, molecular function: protein serine/threonine kinase activity; ATP binding. Gene Ontology annotation, biological process: peptidyl-threonine phosphorylation; actomyosin structure organization. Gene Ontology annotation, cellular component: cytoplasm; cytoskeleton. Lineage: Eukaryota; Metazoa; Chordata; Actinopteri; Anguilliformes; Congridae. The transcript has 36 exons.
CGGUCUGAAUUCGCUGGGAGGCAUAGGAAGGUCCGGACACGAAUUCAGCCAUAUUCCACACUCUUGACUUGAUAGGUAGCCAGCGGCGCCGGGUUGCAAUAGCUAAAAAGGAGGAUCCACACGCAAAAAGAAGCCAUUCCUUUAUCAAUCGUGUUUAGAUAUUUGUCAUGGGAACAAAAUAGCUGGCUUUUGUGCUUUAGGUCGCAUUCCAAACCGGAGCGAAUGGAAGGUGUAUGAAUCUGAGCUUUGAUCGACGGGAAAACCAGACAUCCCAUAUUAACUGCCAAGUGGGGAUUUUUUUAGGAUUAAGGCGAAUGGGCCUCGAUUAUAAGCGAGAGGAACAUGAACACAACAUGAACAACCGGAACGCGUCGAGCUUGGAAAAAUAGAAUAUAAUUAUUUUUAGCCAGUUGUCGAUUUAGUAGGCUACUUACGCGAGCUAGCAAGCAAGUUAGCUGGCGGCUAACGUUAACGUUAGUUCGCUGGAUAUUUCGGUCAUCGAUUUCCGUGCCCCAGUAUAGGUAAAAAAUUUUUUUUUUUUGUUUGCGUGAUUGCGAAGCAGGUUAAUCACUGCGCCCCGUAACAUAUUUUUUGGGGUGUUCUUCAUUCUUGGGGAAAGGGAGUGGUAACUGGUUUAAAGAACAUGUCAGCAAAGGUGAGGCUGAAGAAGUUGGAGCAGUUGCUUCUGGACGGCCGCCAGAAGAAUGAGACGUCCUUAAGCUUGGAAACACUUCUGGAUAUUUUAAUAUGUUUGUACAACGAAUGCAGCAACUCGCCUUUAAAAAGGGAGAAACAUGUGGCAGACUUUCUGGAAUGGGUGAAGCCAUUCACCACCAGGGUGAAGGAGAUGCGGUUGCACAGGGACGACUUUGAGAUGCUGAAGGUGAUCGGAAGAGGAGCCUUUGGAGAGGUUGCCGUGGUGAAGAUGAAAAACACAGAACGCGUGUACGCCAUGAAGAUCCUGAACAAAUGGGAGAUGCUGAAGAGAGCUGAGACCGCCUGCUUCCGGGAGGAGAGGAACGUUCUAGUGAAUGGAGACUGUCAGUGGAUCACCAGACUGCACUACGCCUUCCAGGAUGACAACUACCUGUAUUUGGUGAUGGACUACUACGUUGGAGGGGAUCUGUUGACGCUGCUCAGUAAGUUCGAGGACCGGCUCCCAGAGGACAUGGCUCGGUUCUACGUGGCUGAGAUGGUCCUGGCCAUUCACUCCAUCCACCAGCAGAACUACGUUCACCGAGACAUCAAACCGGACAACGUGCUGCUGGACAUGAACGGCCACAUCCGCCUGGCGGACUUUGGCUCCUGUCUGAAGAUGAUGGAGGACGGCACGGUGCAGUCCUCGGUCGCGGUGGGAACGCCGGACUACAUCUCCCCGGAGAUCCUGCAGGCCAUGGAGGACGGGAAGGGGAAGUACGGGCCGGAGUGUGACUGGUGGUCCCUGGGGGUCUGCAUCUACGAGAUGCUGUACGGCGAGACGCCCUUCUACGCAGAGUCGCUGGUGGAAACCUACGGGAAGAUCAUGAACCACGAGGAGCGCUUCCAGUUCCCGUCCCACAUCACGGACGUGUCGGAGGUGGCGCGGGACCUGAUCCAGAAGCUGGUGUGCAGCCGGGAGCGGCGGCUGGGCCAGCACGGCAUCGGGGAGUUCCAGGCCCACCCCUUCUUCAGCGGCCUGGACUGGGACAGCAUCCGCAGCGCAGAGGCACCCUACGUGCCCGAGGUCAGCUCCCCCACCGACACCUCCAACUUCGACGUGGACGACGACAUGCUGAAGAACCCUGACCUGGGCCCUCCCGUCUCUCACACCGGCUUCUCCGGCCAGCACCUGCCCUUUGUGGGCUUUACCUACACCACGGACAGCCCCUUCUCCGACUGCGGCUGCCUGAACCCGGACGGAGGGGCGGUGCAGCUGGACGGGGAGGGGGAGGGGGAGGGGGAGGGGGAUGGCGGCCCCAAAACGCUGGCCUUCCAGAGGAGGAUUCAGAGGCUGGAGCAGGAGAAGAUGGAGCUCAACCGCAAGCUGCAAGAAUCCACACAGGCUCUCAACGGCUCGGGAAAGGGGAUGGCGACCAUUGGCCGAGACAAGGAGAUGAAGAAGCUGAAUGAGGAAAUUGAGCGUCUGAAAAAGAAACUGGCAGAUUCCGACCGGCUAGAACACCAGCUGGAGGAGGCCGUCACCUUGAGGCAGGGCUACGAGAGCUCCAACUCCAAAAUGAAAGCCCUGGACAAGCAAGUCGCUGCUCUCGCGUCUGAGAAAGACGACAUCCAAAAGCAACUGUGGGAGGCGCAGGAGCGCGUGCGGCUGCAGGCGCAGGAGCUGAAGGAGGCGCAGCAGCAGAGGAAGCGUGCCCUGCAGGAGUCGUCUGAGCAGAGCGAGCGCGCCACCGAGCUGCGCUCCCACAAGCAGCGGCUCGCCCGCCAGCUCCGCGACAAGGAGGAAGAGACCGAGGCCGCCCUGCGCAAGAUGGAGGCCAUGCGGCAGGACGGGCGCAAGAGCGAGAAGGCCCGCAAGGAGAUGGAGGCGGAGCUGGAGGACUCGCGGGUGGAGGCAUCGAAAGAGCGCAUGCUGCGGGAACACGGCGAGUCCUACUCCAAACAGCUGGAGAGCGAGCUGGAGAUGCUGAAGAUGAAGCAGGGGAGCAGGCGGGGGUCCCCCCCGGGUGUGGAGACGCCGCAGGAGCUGUCCAAGGCCAAGUCGGAGCUGGACAAGAAGGUUCUGUUCUACGAGGAGGAGCUGCACCGGCGUGAGGCCUCCCACUCCAGUGAGCUGAAGAACCUCCGCAAGGAGCUGCAGGAGGCCGAGGCCCAGCACGCCUCCGUCCAGAAGGAGCUGAGCCUCCUCAGGGACAAGCUGGAGAAGACCGAGAGGGAGAGGCAAAGUGAAAUGGACGAGGCCCUGGUCACUCUAAAGAAGAAAUACGACCGUGAACGGGACAUUCUGACCGAGGACAACCGCAGACUGACCAGCGAGACUGACAGGCUGAGCUCGUUCAACGAAAAGCUGACGUCACAGAACCAGCAGCUGGAGGAGGAGAUGCAGGACCUGGCCUCUAAGAAAGAGAGCGUGGCGCACUGGGAAGCUCAGAUCGCCGAGAUCAUCCAGUGGGUGAGUGAUGAGAAGGACGCCCGCGGCUACCUGCAGGCCCUGGCCACCAAGAUGACGGACGAGCUGGACACGCUACGCAGCUCCAACCUGGCCUCCCGCACGCUGGAUCCCUUGUGGAAGGUGCGUCGCAGUCAGAAGCUGGACAUGUCCGCCCGGCUGGAGCUGCAGUCGGCGCUGGAUGCAGAGAUCCGCGCCAAACAGCAGGUGCAGGAGGAGCUCCGUAAAGUCAAGGGGGCCAACAUCUCCUUCGAGAGUAAACUGAAAGAGGCGGAGGUCAAGAACCGUGAUAUGGCGGAUCAGCUGGAGGCUGUGAAGAAGGAGCUGGAGGACAGCCGGUCCCGGUCAAGCAAAGGUUUGAAGUUUCCCAACUUCCAGGAAUCUCUGUUUGAUUACUUUAGCACCUCUCCCUUCUCCCAGGACCUGACCAGGGUAAGGACAAGUUCCGUCAGUCAGUCCGAUAACAGGUCUACAAAGUCCGACAUCUCGUCCAGCCCAACCAGGGCUUCUGAACACGACGAGCCAGUGCGGUCCCCCUCAACUGUGGCCCCUGCGGCCACGACCCCUGCGUACCAGUCAUCGCUAAAGUCCUCCCUGAAGCCUAAAGCCCAUCAGCUGAGUAUGAAGACCUUCUCCAGCCCCACGCAGUGCAGCCACUGCUCCUCCCUGAUGGUGGGCCUCCUCCGCCAGGGCUACGGCUGCGAAGUGUGCCCAUUCAGCUGUCACGUGUCCUGUAAGGACAGCGCCCCCCAAGUGUGCCCCAUCCCCCCGGAGCAGGCCAAAAGGCACCUGGGCGUGGACAUGCAGAGGGGCAUCGGCACGGCCUACCACAGCUUUGUCAGGGUCCCAAAGCCCUCAGGGGUGAGGAAGGGCUGGCAGCGGGCCUACGCCGUGGUGUGUGACUGUAAGCUCUUCCUGUACGAUGUCGCUGAGGGCAAGGCCGCUCAACCCGGAGUGGUGGCCAGUCAGGUGAUCGACCUGAGGGAUGAGGAGUUUUCCGUGAGCUCCGUGCUGGCCUCUGACGUGAUCCAUGCCAAUCGCAAAGACAUUCCUUGUAUAUUCAGGGUGACGUCGUCGCUGCUGAGCUCCCCGCGGCUGACCAUGUCCCUCCUGGUGCUGGCGGAGAGCGAGGCGGAGAAGCGCAAGUGGGUGGGCAUCCUGGAGGGGCUGCAGUCCAUGUUCGCCAAGGACAACCAGAAGCCCUCGCCCGUGCUCACCCUGAAGGAGGCGUACGACAGCAACCUGCCCGUCAUCAAGACCACGCUGUCCGCUGCCAUCGUUGACCGGGAGCGCAUUGCCUUGGGUACGGAGGAUGGCCUUUUCGUGGUUGAAGUCAAUCGAGAUGUCAUCGUGCGGGCGGCCGACUCCAAGAAGGUGCAGCAGAUCGAGCUGGUCCCCAAGGAGAAGCUGGUGGCUCUGGUGUGCGGGCGCACCCGCCACGUGCACCUGCAGCCCUUGGCGGCGCUGGACGGCGCCGAGCCGGCCUUCGACGUCAAGCUGCCCGACACCAAGGGCUGCCAGGCGCUGGCGGUGGGGGCUCCCCGGCCCGGCUUGCCCUCCUGCCUCCUGGCCGGCGUCAAGAGGCAGGUGCAGUGCUACGAGGUGUCGAGUGCCAAGCCGCACCACCGCAAGGUGUGGGACGUGCAGGCCCCGGGCGUGGUGCAGUGGCUGGGCUUCCUGCGGGGUCGUGUGUGCGUGGGCUACCCGUCGGGCUUCGCCCUGCUCAGCCUGCAGGGGGAGUCGUCGCCUGUCAGCCUGGUCAGCCCCACCGACCCGUCGCUGGCCUUCCUGGGACAGCAGCCGCUGGACGCCCUGCACGUGCUGGAGGUGGGCGCCGGGGAGCACCUGCUCUGCUUCAGCCAGCUGGGCGUGUACGUGGACCUGCAGGGCCGCCGGUCCCGCAGCCAGGAGCUCAUGUGGCCCGCCACACCCGUCGCCUGCAGUUCCAGCUCCAACUUCUUAAGUGUCUACAGUGACUAUGGCAUCGACAUCUUCAACAUCAACACUAUGGACUGGGUACAGACCCUCUCUCUGAGAAAGAUUCGGCCUCUGAAUUUGGACGGCAGCCUGAACCUGAUGGGCUCAGAGCAGCCGCGUCUGGUGUACAGCUACAGCUCCUCAGAGGGCUCUGAAUUGGCCAUCCCUGAGACAUCUGAUAACAGUAAGAGGAUGUUUGUGAGGAAGAGCAAGAGGAAGUACUUCUUCAAAGUGCCUGAGGAAGAACGUCUUCAACAGAUGAGAGAGAUGUUGAAGGACCCCGAGCAACGGUCCAGGAUCAUCUCCAACCCCACCAACUUCAGCCACGUGGCACACAUGGGACCAGGAGACAGCAUGCACGUCCUGAUGGACCUGCCCCUGGACGAAUCCAAGGAGAGGUGUCGACCGGCCUCUGUUCUUGCACGGCAACCGAGGAGCAAGUCCUACAUGUCCCGCACUACCUCCGGAAGCCUAGAUUAUGGAGGUGCAGGGAUGUCUCGGAAUAUCUGGGAUUCAGACCUGGACUUUGAGAGAGAGCCGGACUCGGACUCCACCAAACACUCCACCCCUUCCAACAGCUCCAACCCCAGCAGCCCCCCGAGCCCCAACUCGCCCCACCGGAGUCAGCUGACCCUGGACGGCGUGGACCCCGCGACCCUGGACGGCUGAGACCCCCGCCCGCCUAGCCCGGGAGCUCCCUCUGCUGGUGGCCACCAACGAAAGACUCUGGCUCUCUCUCUUUCCGCACCCCCCCCCCCUCCCCCCUUUAAUUUUAUCAUCCCACCCUGAUAGAAGUGUAGCUACUCUGGUCACGGUGGGCCGCACCACCAAAGUCAAAUAACGAGCCGGGCGCCAACGCCACUGCCUGCCGCCAACAGCCUUUUUACGUUGCCAGAGCUUAAUUCUGCCGUGUGUUCCGGCCGCUAGUGCGCUCAACGGCCGCUUUUAAAGACGCGCUUUUAUCACUGCCAGCUAGGGGGCGGCGCUCAGGGCGCUGGGACCGAGAGCGGUCAGCGAAUCCCCCCACCGGUCCUCUCAGUCAGGAGAAACGGCCCCCUCUGCAGGCCAGCAGGUGGAAUUUCAGCUGCCGCGCAUAGAAUCAUGGGUAACGACCCAUCACAGGGUAAACCGGUUAAUUAGCUUUUUUUUUGGGGGGGGGUUUUUACUUAUGCUUAGAUCAUCAAUAAAGGGAGGCCAGUACUGAAGUGUAAUAAUUAUAAUAAUAAUUAUGAAUUGUCCUAAUUAUAGAUACGAAAAAAAAGUGAAAGAACGGCUGUGUAUAUUUUUUUAAUGUAUAGUAUUUUUAUGGAGACGAUUGCUCCAGACGGUGAGCCAAGUUAGAGAUGCGUUCGGAAAGGAGUGUGAUCUAUUCCUGGGAGCACAUUCCCUGCCUUCCCGCCCCACCGCUCUUCCCCUGCUUCACAACCCCCCCCCCCCCCCACUCUGCCACCACACUCCCAAGAACUGUGGUGUGGUAGUCAGUGGGCAGCCCCAUUGUACAUAAAGCAUAUACGCUCCACCAGUGUACAUACAGAAUAUACGCUUUACUAAGGGGCACUGUUUUUAGGACCCUUGGUUAUCGGUAAGCCUUUGCGAAUUUUAUCUUGCCUGCAGGUGACGCACUGCCUAUCACCAAAAAAAAAAGUAAAAGUAAACGGAAAGCAAAUUAAAGGAAUUUAUACAUGCCGGCAGUUUAAACCAGUUGGAAUGUCACCCGCCAUUCCUUCCUAGGUUCACGCUAGCGCCCCCAAGAGGCAGCUGCUUUUGUUUGCCACGUGACUGUACGCAGAAGGACCCCUCAGCUGGACUCGACUUGCAACCUUUCACACAUUCCCCCGUGUAGCACUCGCCAGGGCCAUUAGUCCACCGGGCCACAAGGUGGUGCUGUUCUGAACUGUUUUUCGCUUCUUGAAUUAUGAAUUAGUCAGCGUUGUGCACACAUUUAUGUAUGGACAUGUGUAAUUAAAGGGGCGUGAAUUACAUUACCUAGUUACUCACACACGUGCCUUCUGUGCCAGUGGAUAACAGCUCUGUGUUUCAGUAACCUUACAGACUAGUACACGCGUUGUACAAAAUGCUGGUCAUUGUGGGAAGUUUCCGGAAAACGUAUCAAACUUUAAUGUUUUAUUUUGGGAGAGCCCUUGGUUUUGUUUCACAGGAACACUUUGUUUUUACCCCUCCCGUCCUCCCCCUACCGCUUCUACAACGGGACUAUUCAUUAAGAUGGAUCUGCUUUUCUGUUUUUUUUAAAUCAUGUUUAAAUCUUUGUAAUUAUGGAAUUGUGAGCAAAAUUUGGAAGGACAAUAAAACGGAGGGGCAUACCUGUCA